UUUUAGAGCCUCACUAUGUCGUUUUUGAAAACGUCCCGUAGGUCCUCGUUAGUUUAGGAUAUAGCAGUAAUAAUGUAUCUACUAGUAUACAACUUGGUGCGGCUAGUCUUCUGGGCUUCCGUUGUAUUAAGGGGUGCAGAGGGGACAACCCUACACUCAAGAGACGACAUAAUCAGAGGGGCAGAAGGGGCCGACUAUUGGUUAACUCAUGAAGAUUGUCUCAGGAUCGCAACUCUCGAUAUAAGGGGAAAGAAGCUAUCUGUACAUGAAUGGGCGCUAGUAAAUGAAGUCAAGUACCGCCUGCGAAGAGGGGAGAAUAUAACCCUAAUAUGUCAAGACCUUGACAACCUCAGGAAUAAGGGCACGUAUAAUGCGCUCGUAGAUAACGGAGGGAGCGAUCCGGUUGUCGUUACAUACACGUACUCAGGGGAGGAAGUGUCGCACAGGGCGUCUCUUGUGGGUGGAGAUAGGGACCAACCGAAAGACUUAUCCCAUGUUAACAGAACAGCUGGACUAGGACACAGGUUGAGCAGGCGGACUCAAUCCCAAUUUAGAGAAGGGAUGGCGUUUUCGCAGGAGAAAUAUCGCCAACAAGACCACUCCAGCGACUGGUUCAAGGACCAAGAGGAUAGAAACCAGUUUUGGAACGAUAGCAGGGCAGUGGACCCAGUGGAAAGUGCGGAAUCAGUUGGUGGCCUCCUAUCGAUCAAACUCUCCUGGUUGUACCUUACGAUACGACAUGACUUUGGAAAACAUAGCAGGACACCCUAAUUGGGCAGGUUCACUGGAUUGCAUGUGGAGAGGCGACUAUUUUUGGUUCUCAGGUAAGGACCAACACCAAGCAGCUGAAUUUGGCUGGGAGGAUUUCUGGGUCAAUAGAUGUGAUGGUUGCCAUGUAGGUAAUCAAUAUAUUACGAAGGAAUCCGACUGUAUUCUAUAGUAAGGGCCGUGAUGGAACGGGGACCUAGGGGAGCCCGAGACGAAGAUAGGUAUCCCACAAGCCUCAGGGACAGGACGACCCUAGUGUAGAGAAGGAAUAGGCAAGGAGGGUACAUUAGCAUAAGUCAAACAAGUUACAGUACCCAGAAGUGUCACCACC
Messenger RNA from Spizellomyces punctatus DAOM BR117, 1099 nucleotides. RefSeq lists its product as uncharacterized. Lineage: Eukaryota; Fungi; Chytridiomycota; Chytridiomycetes; Spizellomycetales; Spizellomycetaceae. Bases 73 to 771 code for a protein of 232 amino acids. The transcript has a single exon. The record is from RefSeq and is a predicted model, not a curated record.